This is a messenger RNA of Dentiscutata erythropus, 990 nucleotides long. The record is from the annotation of a GenBank genome assembly. Lineage: Eukaryota; Fungi; Glomeromycota; Glomeromycetes; Diversisporales; Gigasporaceae.
AUGCCAUCUCAUAUUGCCUUACUUGCUGUUAUCAUCUCUAUAAAGAAUAAUAGUAUUUCUUCUUAUGGCCUUGCUAAAUAUAAACCUUCCGAACAAACGUCUCGUACCAUUAGAUGGAAAUAUUUUUUCUCUAAUAAUUCAUCUUCUCAAUUAUUCGCUCCGGGUGAUUUGGUGUUUUUUUCCGGUAAAUGUGCUGUUGAAGAUUCUCAACAGUGCAUAACUGUUGCCUCUGCUAGUAUUGUCGAUAAUCAAAAUCCGAAUCGUGAAUUUGACCUUACUAGUGUCCCUAUAUGCGUUCCGCAUUGCAUGAUUUCUGUUGUCGUCAACCACAACGCGAAACAAACUGAAGAAUUCAUUUAUUUUGGCGUUGAAUGCGUAGAAUAUAAUUCGGUGACCGGUUCUUCUAAUGUUAAAAUAGAAAUGACUGUUUUAUAUCCCGUCCAGUCUAAAAGAUUUAAGUAUUUGGGUUCUUUAGGGUCUAAUAUUACAGUAGGAAAUACCUACAUCGUAUCUGGUUUCUUUAGAUUUUCAGAUUCUGGAAAAAUAAUGAUAGAGGCCACUGAUAUUGAUUAUUCAAAACCGCCUGUUCUGACUUUUAACAUACUCGAAAUUUCUUCCUCUUCAUCGUCACACACUCACUCAAUUCUCGAUAUUAUAGCUGAUGACAUCUAUUUCACCUCCAACCACCCGUCUAAGAAACCUUCUUAUAGUGAGCAUGAUGCUAUUCCUAUUCCCAGUUCAUCCAAAGUUUUAUCUACAUUACCCAUUAUUGAUGUUGAGGCUACUGCGUCGGUUGAAAAAAGCAAUUGCAUUGAUUUAGAUGCAGAAGACAAGGAUAACAAUAGUGAACAUAACUCUGAGCAUGAAUAUAGUGAAAAUGAAAACUUGCUGGAUGAAAAUGAUCAAGAAGAAGACUAUCAGCCUAAAAAGAGAAAAAGAGGUACAAAAACAGUAAAGAAAAAUAAAGGAAAAAGAGUAACAAGAAGGUGA